CAGGAGAUUGCUUCCGGGGUGUCGCCCUGAGCGGCGGCCCGGGACUUGGGGUUCGACUUUCGCGGUGGGAAGUGAUCGGUUCUUCCAGUAUCGACAAUGAGAACCUUGAUGGCCUCGGUCGGCGUGUUGCUGGCGUGGCUGUUCCUCUGUCGGUCAGGCGAAACAGCCGGGCUCCAGUCAGAGAAGGAGGGGCUCGAUCAUCAGUUCGAUGUUUUGAGUGGACUAUUAACUGAUUAUGAUAUCCUCUCACUGUCGGAUAUCCGCCAACAUUCCGUAAGAAAACGCGAUGCAGAACCACAGACUCACUUAGAACAAUCGGUACAGUUUUCAGCCCUGAAUAGAAAUUUUAACUUGUACUUAACUUCAAAUAUGGAGCAUUUUUCUGAAACUUUCAAAGCAGUCAUAGUGGAUGGAGAAGGAAAUGAGGAAGAAUAUCCUGUGCAAUGGAAAAAUUUCUUUUCUGGCCAUGUGAUUGGUGAACCAGGUUCAAAGGUCCGUGCUCUUAUUGAUGAGGAGGAAUUUAUUGCCAGAAUUAUUACCGAUGAAGGAGAAUAUAACAUAGAGCCCCUAUGGAGAUUCAUUGACUCUGCCCCAGUUGAAAAGUUGUUGGCAUAUAAAUCUGAGAAUGUACUGGAAAUUGGACGAUUAAAAUCUUCCAGUGUCUGUGGUUAUAUAAAGCUGAAUGACUCUGAGCUUUUGCCAGAAGAUGAUUAUGAUGAGGAGGAUGAUUUUGAUAUAGAUGCCUCUACUGAAUAUAUCCAGCGACAAAAACGACAGAAGGUGCCUCUAGAUCCUGAAAAGAAUACCUGUAAAAUGCUAGUAGUAGCAGAUCAUCGUUUUUUCAAGCACAUGGGACGUAGUGAAGAGAGCAUCACUAUUAAUUAUCUGAUAGAAUUAAUUGACCGGGUGGAUGACAUUUAUCGAAAUACAUCUUGGAAUGAUGCUGGAUUCAGAGGUUAUGGUUUGCAGAUAGAAGAGAUCAUUGUUAAAAAAGAACCAACAAAGGUUGUUUUAGACGAGAAACACUACAAUAUGGAGGGGACCUUUCCGAAGUACAAAGAUGCUUGGGAAGUUAAACCUCUAUUAGAGCAAUUCAGUGCUGAUAUAGCAGAUAGAGCAUCCAAAGUUUGCCUUGCGCACUUGUUCACUUACCAAGAUUUUGAACAUGGAACACUUGGUCUCGCCUAUGUUGGAUCUCCAAAACCACGUGCUUUGGGUGGUAUUUGCCCUACACGUAAGUCCAAAUCCUAUGAUCACGCAACCUUGCGCAAGGCAGUUUACUUAAAUACAGGAUUAACAAGCACUAAAAAUUAUGGAAAAACAAUCCUGACCAAGGAAGCAGAUCUUGUCACUGCUCAUGAAUUAGGCCAUAAUUUUGGAGCAGAGCAUGACCCAGAUAGCCAUGAAUGUGCUCCCACUGAUGAUGAUGGUGGAAAGUAUGUCAUGUAUCCUAUCGCAGUGAGUGGUGACCAGGAAAAUAAUAAGCUAUUCUCCAACUGCAGCAAGCGAUCAAUUUAUCAGACUCUAAUUAAUAAAGCAUCCAAGUGCUUUCAAAAAAGGAACAAUAAAGUAUGUGGCAAUUCGCGUGUAGAUGAAGGAGAAGAGUGUGACCCUGGGCUUUUACAUCUCCACGAAGAUAAAUGUUGUACUGAUCAAUGCAAACUUAAGAAAGAUAAAAAAUGCAGUGACAAGAACAGCCCAUGUUGCAAGGAUUGCCAAUUUGAAAAAGCUGGGAAGAAAUGCCAGGAAGCAAUCAAUGCAACAUGCAAAGGAGAAUCUACUUGUACAGGGACUGACCAGUUCUGUCCUGCUCCUGGAAAUGCAACAGAUCAGACAAUCUGUGUGGACAUGGGAAAGUGCAAAAAUGGAGAAUGCAUUCCUUUCUGUGAGGCAGAGCACAGCCUCAAAUCAUGUGCUUGCAAUGAAACGGACAAUUCUUGCAAAGUUUGUUGUAGAGAAGAUGGAAUUUGUAAACCAUAUGUGGAUAAGAACAACCAGUUUUUGUAUCUGCGCAAAGGAAAACCCUGCACUGUUGGAUUCUGUGAUGGAUAUGGCAAAUGUGAAAAGCAAGUACAGGAUGUAAUAGAACGAUUCUGGGAGUUCAUUGAGAAAUUGGAUAUCAACACUUUCGGGAAAUUCCUUGCUGACAACAUUGUUGGAUCCGUUGUUGUAUUCUCUCUUGUCUUUUGGAUUCCUCUCAGUAUUCUUGUCCAUUGUGUGGAUAAGAAAUUAGACCAGCAGUAUGAGGAGAGCUCGAAAACAUUCUUCCCUCCCAGUAAUGCUGAGAUGUUUAGCAGCCUAGAAUCUGCCUCAGUUCGCAUAGUGAAGCCUCCUCUUCAGUCCACAAGCCGCUAUCAACAACCAGCACCACCAGCAUCAACACCAAUGACAUUGACCAUUCCAACAAUCAUAGUGCCAACAAAAUCAGAUCACCAGCGGAUGGACACGAUACAGGAAGAUCCCAGUGUUGAUUCUUUAAUUGGAGAGGGAGGAAUAGGCGAUGACCCUUUUCCAAAUAGUAACCAGGCAGCAAAAUCCUUUGAAGAUUUAACUGCGCACUCUGCCAACAGGAGUGACAAGGCAUCUCUGUUUAAAUUGCAGCGUCAGACCAGAGUUGACAGUAAGGAAACAGAAUGCUAAUGUUGCUUGAACGUUUAGUAAUUUUUUUUAUAAAACACUGAAUUAUUUAUCAUGUGGUUUUUUUUUUAAGACUUUGUUAUAAAUCGAUCUAUGUACAAAUUGAUGUGGUUAUUCCCAGUAUAUGCAGCAUUUUUUAAAAAGCUGGUUACGUGUUUCUGACCUUCAACUCUAAUUACUUUUUAAGUACAAAAAUGAUUUCAUAUACAUAGCCUCUUUAUUUAACAACAGAAGUAAUUUGGCUGGAUCAUAACUGUAAAAAAAAAUCCAAAAAUAUGUUCUUUCUGGUCUAUCUGCUUAGUACAACACAAACAUGAAUCUAACUAUUCAUUUUGAGGCAUACUUUCUCUUGGGUAAAGAACAGCUAUGGUCAGUUACAUUUUUGCUGUUUGAAAGCACUGAUAAGCAAAAUGUUGCCUUGUAUUUAUAACUAUUCAUUCGGUAUCAGUACUUGCAAGCAGUGUGAGCAGUUUACUGCUGCAAUUUUGGUAACUAAAGACUUGAAAUUUUGUAAAUAUUAAAAUUUGGAACUAGA
Messenger RNA from Mobula hypostoma (lesser devil ray), 3172 nucleotides. It is a transcript of the gene adam17b, whose product is annotated as ADAM metallopeptidase domain 17b. NCBI's taxonomy places the organism in Eukaryota, Metazoa, Chordata, Chondrichthyes, Myliobatiformes, Myliobatidae. The transcript is spliced from 19 exons. Bases 97 to 2640 code for a protein of 847 amino acids. Gene Ontology annotation, biological process: membrane protein ectodomain proteolysis; Notch signaling pathway. Gene Ontology annotation, molecular function: metalloendopeptidase activity. Gene Ontology annotation, cellular component: plasma membrane. The record is from RefSeq and is a predicted model, not a curated record.